AUGUUUCAGGAAAUGCCAGCCAUCAAUGUAGAGGACUUUGAUGGAGAAGGUGUAAAGUUCAAUCAACAAGACAUCUUCAAACAGAUUAACGCUCUUCUGGACAACACGCUCAAUCUAACAAAUCUUUGUGGCAUGAACAUUCCCCCAGAACAGACAAAACAUGCAAUGCAAGGAGGUGUUCCUAUGACACUACCACAAUCUGCAAUUCAAGACAUCGGACAGACAGGUUAUGAUACAAUGUACAACACAGCUGCCUACCCAGGUAAGUCUGUGGACAUCAGACAGACAGGUUACGAUACAAUGUACAAGACAGCUGCCUACCCAGGUAAGUGUGUGGACAUCAGACAGACAGGUUACGAUACAAUGUACAAGACAGCUGCCUACCCAGGGUUCCAGCUUUUCUCUAUGCCUGCUUCACAGAGUCACACCCAACAGCAGGCAUAUACCUACCAAGGUACAGUGAAACAGGACUACACCACACCUUCCAAGUACUCCAGGGCCAUUAAGGGCGUAGAGGGGCGCUCCCCAUGUACCCCAAACAGUGACUAUGGAACGCUCUCUCCAUCCAGCUCCCUUAACGAUUCGGCCCUUUCCCCUGUGGAGAAGAUGAUCUAUUCAAGCCUCAUGAAUGGAGGACGCACAGGCAGAAGUAUGUCUCCUAGUGAUUCUGACACCAGUGGUAUCAGCAGUGAGGGUUCUGACAGCGCUCUGAUGGACAUGAUGAAUUCCCUAAACAUUGGGACAAGGACAGCAAAACCACAGGUACAUGAUGUAGCCACUCAGCUAUUCAAUGCUCAGCAACAGCAGGCUCAGGUGGCUGCCCAGGCCCAGGCUCAACAACAGCAGCUGAUCCAGGCCACCAGUGCAAACGCAGCCAUGAACUCAAUGGCUAGUCAGCUGAUCCAUUCCAACAGGGCAGGGGGAUACUCUGUCAAUCCUAUGCUUAUGGCCAACGUAGAUCCUUACGCCAUCGACCGUGCUGCUCGUCUCCACAGGAAUGCUGCAGCCAUGUGUGAAGCCAGCUGUACCUGGAGUGGACAACUGUGCCCCCGUAACCACAAGAAUCCUACUUACUCCUGUAAAGUGUUUCUGGGGGGCGUUCCCUGGGACAUCACAGAAGCUGGACUUCAGUCUGCCUUCAACAAGUUUGGGAAUUUCAAAAUUGAAUGGCCUGGAAAAGAUGGUUAUGUGUACUUACUGUUUGAGUCAGAGAAAGCUAUAAGAGCAAUGCUACAAGACUGUACACACGACUUCAGCAGUGGUGACUACUACUACAAGAUUUCUAGUCGUAGGAUGAGAGCCAAGGAGGUACAAGUGAUCCCUUGGAUUCAGGGGGAUAGCAAUUAUGUCCGUCAAGCUUCUCAGAGACUUGACUCCAACAAAACAAUAUUUGUGGGUGCCCUCCAUGGUAUGAUGACAGCUGAAUCACUGGCCAAUAUUAUGAAUGACUUAUUUGGAAAUGUUGUUUAUGCUGGCAUUGACACCGACAAACACAAAUAUCCUAUUGGUAGUGGAAGGGUCACAUUCAGCAGCAAGAAAAGUUACAUGAAGGCCGUGGGGGCGGCAUUUGUCGAGAUAAAAACGCCAAAGUUUACAAAAAAGUAUACAAACAUUUCUUUCCCUGAAGCAGGAAGGAUUGUUGAAGUACCUGUGUCGGGCCAAUCCAAUGCCAGUCGUGCAACGGUUGGUAUUACGACCGUGGAGACCCGUGAUGCUGCAACACAGACAAGUGAUGCAGGUACACAGACUGACAUGGCGUGCGACAAUCGUUCUGGCCUUCGGCCUGCUGCAUCAAAGACUUCUUCAACACAGUCAUCGCGACCACCACUAUCACCAUCAAAACAGCAUCAGAAACCUUCAAUCACCAUCAAAACCUGCUCUCAGCACUUAAAAAGUGAAAAACCAGCCAAAGUCAAGCCUAACCAAAUGAUCGUUGGUACCUCGCUUAAAUAUAAAACCACUUUAUAG
Messenger RNA from Ylistrum balloti, 1968 nucleotides. Its product is annotated as cytoplasmic polyadenylation element-binding protein 1-like. Bases 1 to 1968 code for a protein of 655 amino acids. Gene Ontology annotation, biological process: negative regulation of cytoplasmic translation. Gene Ontology annotation, cellular component: nucleus; cytoplasm; neuron projection. Lineage: Eukaryota; Metazoa; Mollusca; Bivalvia; Pectinida; Pectinidae. Gene Ontology annotation, molecular function: mRNA 3'-UTR binding; ribosome binding; translation factor activity, RNA binding. The record is from RefSeq and is a predicted model, not a curated record. The transcript is spliced from 11 exons.